Molecule: messenger RNA, 2282 nt
Organism: Octopus sinensis (East Asian common octopus)
Lineage: Eukaryota; Metazoa; Mollusca; Cephalopoda; Octopoda; Octopodidae
Product: kinesin-related protein 12
Exons: 3
Coding region: 390-2168 (592 amino acids)
Molecular function (GO): protein binding
Source: RefSeq, a predicted model, not a curated record
UCUUUCAGACUUUAGUUCAGAGUAAUAAACAACUUCGAGACAGCACAGACUUGAAACCUGAAUCGCUCCCCAGCCGUUUGUGCUUCGCGAAUUGCUUCUGCCACAACUGGUCGUAACAAAUAAGGGAUUAAUUACAAACCAGAACACUGAUUAAUUGUUUUAAUUAAUCAAGGAUUUGAAAAAUAACAGACGAUUAAUAAGCAGAAGUUCUCCAGAAUUUUGAAGAGGAAUCAAAUUUGGUAGCAAAUCAUUUUGUUGGCCAUUUGAAGGACCUUCCAGGUGACAAGUCCACCUCUCAGCACAUACCUGUCCCCUGGUAUGUGUGUGUAGUUGUGCCAUUUUGGUAGACUCAACAGAGAACAGCCAGGGGUAGGACAGCUCUCUGAAGGAUGGUGAAUGUAAUACCUUGUGUUGAAGCACAUCAAGGAAACGAGAAUGAAGUGGUGAUUAGUGUUCAGGGUAGAGUGGGUAUUAGGCUUCAUGGUACAGUGAUCAGCGAGGAGGUAAGCAUAGGGGACAGGCAGAGCGUGGACAACAACAAUGGAGUCAACUAUGCUGGAGGGUCUGAUAUUUGGAACCGAGGUGUAAUGGACAGCGUAGAGUUAGGUUCCAGGGUGCAAAAUGUUGUAAAUGAUGAAGAGGAAAUGAUAGAAAGUGUGAGGAUGGAUGCUGGGGUGGAAAAUCUCACUGAAGAAAGGGGUAACCAGGUAGAUACUGAGGGCGUGAUGAGGGACAGUGAUCGGGUGGAUGCUGAGGAUGAGACGAAGGAGAGAGAUCGGGUGGAUGCUGAGGGUGUGACAAAGGAGAGAGAUCAGGUGGAUGCUGAGGGUGUGACAAAGGAGAGAGAUCGGGUGGAUGCUGAGGGUGUGACAAAAGAGAGAGAUCGGGUAAAUGCUGAGGGUGUGACAAAGGAGAGAGAUCGGGUGGAUGCUGAGGGUGUGACAAAGGAGAGAGAUCGAGUGGAUGCUGAGGGUGUGACGAAGGAGAGAGAUCGGGUGGAUGCUGUGGGUGUGACGAAGGAGAGAGAUCGGGUGGAUGCUGAGGGUGUGACAAAGGAGAGAGAUCGGGUGGAUGCUGAGGGUGUGACGAAGGAGAGAGAUCGGGUGGAUGCUGUGGGCGUGACGAAGGAGAGAGAUCGGGUGGAUGCUGAGGGUGUGACAAAGGAGAGAGAUCGGGUGGAUGCUGAGGGUGUGACAAAGGAGAGAGAUCGGGUGGAUGCUGAGGGUGUGACGAAGGAGAGAGAUCGGGUGGAUGCUGUGGGUGUGACGAAGGAGAGAGAUCGGGUGGAUGCUGUGGGUGUGACGAAGGAGAGAGAUCGGGUGGAUGCUGAGGGUGUGACGAAGGAGAGAGAUCGGGUGGAUAGUGAAGUGGUAAGCAAAGGGAGAGGCCCUGGGGACACAAAUGGUGUGAGUGCCAAAGUAUUAGCUGAACAAAACAGCAUAAUGGAACAAAAAGCCUCAAACUAUGGCAACAACAAUUGUGGCAGCCAUAAUCAUCUCCAACACUAUCAGAGUAUGGAUGAGACGGGGUUAUCAAACUACAGAAGACAUUUAUCUAGUGUGACCCCACACACUCCAACUCGUCUCACACUCUUCUACAAGCCAUCAAUGCUUUCAACCUCGGUGAUUAAAUACUUUCCGAAGGACGUGAUAGUCCGUGCGAAAGGCGAACAUGUGUCUUUUGGACGGAGACUCGAUUCUGACGUCCAGCUCAAUGACGAUUGUAUGUCGAGGAACUAUGCUGUUCUGUGGUUGCCCGUCAACAACUGUGGCACGUUUAAACUGCGCAAUAUCAGCUCAUCCAAGGAAGUGGUUGUCAAUGAUGUCAUUCUCUACCCUAAUUGCAAAAGUGAGAUUAUCUUCACCAGCGAUAGUAAAAUAAUGCUUGAUAACAUUGAACUAACAGCAAUGGUGAGAGAAGGAAGCCCUUCGUCAACACAUUAUGAAGUGAAGGUUGAACCUAAAAUCUCUCGGAGUACUUCGUUGCAGCAAGAACCAACUUGGAUGGCCAGUAGUCGGAAUGUUGGCGCCACAGCUCACCAGACUGAACACGUUCUCUCCUCACACCGAAGAAACUUGUAUGCCCAUUCCAGAUUUCUCAGUUCCGGACCAGUCGAACAUAGCCUCUCCAAUGAUGUCUCCAGAAAUCUCCUCCCGGAGGAAAACUGAAUAUUUAUGGGGGAAAAAAUCUAAAAUCCUGUUUAUUCUGGAAGAGACUCUAAGAUGCAUACAGACAUCUUUGAUAUUCACAAAAUAAAGGGACUUCAGUGGGUUAUAUAUAUA